Molecule: messenger RNA, 966 nt
Organism: Salvia splendens (bonfire salvia)
Lineage: Eukaryota; Viridiplantae; Streptophyta; Magnoliopsida; Lamiales; Lamiaceae
Exons: 4
Coding region: 106-966 (286 amino acids)
Source: RefSeq, a predicted model, not a curated record
UUUCUCUCUUCAGCUGUUCCUUCACACCUCUCCAUUUGAGUUUGAAAAACAAUCUCUCUUGGUGUCCUCUUUUUUCUCAGGCUUUGUGGAAUUUAUUGAAACAAUAUGGAUAGAAGUUGGAUUACAAAGUCAAGAAUAACAACAGAAUACCAAAAUGGACUGCAAUACUUUUUGGACUAUGCUUUUCGCAACACAAGCAUGAACGAUAAGAUAUUAUGUCCAUGCAAACGUUGCGGAAUGGGUAUAUGCGUGUCUAGAGAUGAUGCAUUUGAACAUUUGACAGUAGAUGGAUUUAUUCCGGGGUACACCCAGUGGAUAGCUCAUGGAGAACUUCCUAGUAUUCUUUCAGCUAGGGGUGAAAAUCAACGUAAUACUUUGGGCGAUGAUGAUGUGCAAGGUUCAGUUCAUGAUGCCUUUGGAGUUCCAAAUGAAGAUAGAUAUACAGAAGAAUAUGCAGGACAAAUCAAGGGGAAGGAUAAACCCGAACAUUUAAGGAUGAUGGGUCAAGGAGUGUGCCCCUCGGAUAUAUUGAAUGGAACUCCUAAGAGUACAUCAAACCGUUUAAUAAUGGAGUACAAAGAAAAAAUUGCUCGUCUAGAGGCAAGGCUUGAAACACAACAAAAAAUUUGUGCUUCGCAAGUACACAAAGGGACAGAUGGGAGAGUUUCUGAGUCUCUCUCCUUAAAUGCUACUUCAACUCAAGUUGAUCAGGUUGGAACAUGUGUUUCUCUACGAAGUAUUCACACAAACAAAAUCGUUGCUAAAGGAUAUAUUAUUAGCAUCGAUCCAAAUACAAAAGUUGGAGGACAAGCCAUAGGACAUAAUUGGUGUGAAAUAUACGUCAAAGUUGUAGUUGAACCUCAAGAGCAAUUGAUCAAGCCCUACGACAACUUUCAAGAGUUGUCUCAAAUAGUUGGUCAUAUGGUUGCUUGGCCACGUUCUUUGGUGACACCUAUUGAGCACUGA